UAUCAACGGCAAACAUCUCAUCGUGACGUUCGUUGACGGUCAGCUUCGGUUAUUGGGUUAGCAACGGAAUUUGUUAGGAGUCAAUAAGUCAUUCAGUCUAGCUAGGAGUACGAUUAAGUAAAUUGAAAUAGACAAAAUCAGACGAGAUGAUAAUGAAAGAUUAUCGAAAACGUAAGGCUGGUUACCAUCACAACAGCAUUUAUUAUUUUAAACCAGUUUUAUAUCUUUCUUUAGCUCGUAAACUAAAGUGAACUUUAGAAAAAAUGAAGAUUCCCUUCGCAGUUUUAUGUAGUAGUUUGCUUUUAUCAAUUUCAGUGACAGCAAACGUCGAUUACUCCGGGCAUGUUGUGAUCCGUGCGAUUCCCGAGACGAAAGACCAACUGGAACUUUUGGAUGAUUGGUUCUCGCAAACGACCAGCUUCCUCGACUUCUGGUUCCCACCGAGUAAAAUUAACAAGUUUGUCGACAUUCGCGUCCAUCCCGAAUGGUACGUUUCAUCUUCAAUCAGGUUGUACAUGUUAUUUAAUCUGUAUACCGUUAACAGGUACAACCAUGUGGUUGAAACCUUAACUCGUAUGAACAUUAAUCAUAAAAUCCAUAUUGCUGAUGUUGGUGAGUUGGUGCGACAGGAACAAGAGACCAUCGCUCUCCGACGCGCACUUUACAGUGGAAAAGCAAUUGAUCUUGAAAAUUAUCACACGUACGAAGAGGUGACGUUCUUACUUGGCUGACUUGGCUAAUACAAACCCAAUAGUGUCGACUAAGGUUGGAGGGACAACCGCAGAGGGUCGUGACAUUGUUCAGUUAAUCAUCAGCACUCAUCUUUCUGCCAAUAAACGUGUUGAGUUCUUCGAAUGCAAUGUGCACGCAAGAGAGUGGAUUACGGCCGCAACAUGCAUUUGGAUUAUUGACCGGAUCACUACUGGGUAUGGUUCUGAUCCCGAAAUUGGCGCAUUGCUCUCGACAAAGGAGCCUGCAGCGAUGUCCACAGUGUAGUUUUUUCUCACACAUGGAAGUACAGUCAUUCCUGGACA
Daphnia magna is the source of this 1034-nucleotide messenger RNA. Its product is annotated as carboxypeptidase A1-like. Lineage: Eukaryota; Metazoa; Arthropoda; Branchiopoda; Diplostraca; Daphniidae. The record is from RefSeq and is a predicted model, not a curated record. The coding region runs from base 264 to 731 and encodes 155 amino acids. The transcript is spliced from 4 exons.